UACAGUCGAAUCAAAGGUUAGAGUGCGUGCUAGUCUUGGUGCCGUUGCUAAGACAAAGCUCAGUAAGUUUUUUUUAUUUAUUAAGAAAUUAAAAGUAAAAAUUCUAUGGAACUAAAUUAUAUUUUUUCAGCGUGAUUAGUUUUAAGAGUUUCAAUUUGAGAAGAAAAGCUGCUUACGCGGUUAUUGCAUGUUUUUGUUCGCUUAAUAGGUUUUAGCUCGCUAGCUAGCGCUGAGCAGUUAGUAAGCAGUGGACAGUGUUAGUAAAUAAGUAAAUGUUUUAAGAGGAAACAUGGUGGCGGUGUGGAUGAGCUGAGUCUGUCUACAGCAAUGGGAAAGAGGAAGGACAUGAUAAUCCUCCCCAGGUUUCUUGUAGGGGAUGAUGAUGACUACAAUGCCCACAGGAAGAAACACAAAAAGCACAAGAAGCAUAAGAAGAAGCACCACCGAGACGAUGGCCACAGCUUCUCAUCUGAGGCGCUGGAGUCAGACUCUGGCAUCGUGCUGAAACCUCCACAGCUGAAGCUGAAGAUCAAAUUAGGAGGGCAAACACUGGGCACAAAAAGCGUGCCCACCUUCACAGUGGUACCAGAGGCUGUGCGUGCGAUGUCUCCUCUAAUCGUGGACAGUGAUGAUGACGACGACUCUGAUGACGAGGAUGAUGAUGAGGAUGACGACGAUGAGGAUGAGCCCUCAGAGGGAGUUCCUAUUGAGCAGUACCGUGCCUGGCUCGAUGAGGACAGUAACUUGGAGCCCUCUCCUUUACCAGACAUGGACACUGAUUCAUUUUUGGAAGGCCCCAUGGAUGAAGAGGAGAAGUGGCUUGAUGCGCUGGAGAAAGGAGAGCUAGAUGAUAAUGGGGAGCUGAAGAAGGAGAUAGACGAGUCACUUCUGACUGCCAGACAGAAAGCGCUGUUGCACAAGCAGCAGAUCCAGCCCCUCUUCGAGCUCCCCAUGGGCUACAAAGAGAAGGAGCUGACGGCCGAGAUGCUGCAGAAACGGGAGGAACGAGCCCGUAAGAGACGUCUGCAAGCAGCCAAAAAGGCGGAAGAGAACAAGAACCAGACCAUUGAGAGGCUCACCAAGACCAGCAAGGCCAAAAUCAAGAGCACAAAAGAGCGCAAGGGCAAACAGGCACAGCUGCCCAUGGUGAGGUACUUGGAUAAUGCUCAGGGGGCAGCAGUCUCUUACCCGGCUGGAGUGAUCGCUCCGGCUCCUGCCCCUUCACGCCCACUUCCUCCUGCUCCAGUAAACUGUGGUGUUGCUGGCUGCUCUAACCAGAAGAAGUAUUCUUGCUCCAAGACGGGAACUCCACUCUGCAGUCUGGACUGUUACAAGAAGAACUUAAUGCUUGUAGAGAGUGCAGCUUGAGCUCAGGAUGUGGAUGUGCGGUGGUAGUUUUUACAAACCUUGCACUAUUGGAACACCAUGACUUUAAGGAUGUUUAUGAGUGAAAGAAAGUCAAAUGUAUUUGACUUUAUUCUUUUUUUUUAUUAUUAUUAUUAUUAUUUUUUAUAAAAUUCCAAAAUUCAGAAAUUAUGUUUUUGAAGGUUUUUUAGUAUAGGCUUUACUUGGGUGUCAAAAUGAAUGUACCAGUUUGUUUUGCAAAUAUGAAAGUCUUAUACCAAAACCCAUUUAAUCAAUCAUGCACAUGCAGUUAUAAGCUGACCAACCACUUGAGGGAAACUAAGCACCUCAAGUCGUUCAUGUAAAGGAGCCCUCUGCUGCCUGUGGGGGAAAUCGCAAUUGUAUAAAAAAAUAAAUGGGAAGAGCUAGGCAGCUAUGUUCUGAGUGGAGUGCAUCUAAUUUCAAAACAAACAAAACAAAUUACAAACACCCUUACAUACAAAAAGUUAGAUUAAUGUCAUGGAUGCUGAAUCAGUGUAGCGGUGAACCCUCUUUUUUUCUGUGAUGCUUCACUAUGACAUGGCUUUAGUCUGGCAAGUUUCUUUUCUUUUUUCUUCUGCUUUCAAUUUAUUUGUAAAAAGCCUGAACUAAACAUUAUUACAAGGUGA
This is a messenger RNA of Clarias gariepinus (North African catfish), 2012 nucleotides long. RefSeq names its product INO80 complex subunit B (gene ino80b). Lineage: Eukaryota; Metazoa; Chordata; Actinopteri; Siluriformes; Clariidae. Gene Ontology annotation, cellular component: Ino80 complex. The transcript has 5 exons. The coding region runs from base 328 to 1368 and encodes 346 amino acids. Gene Ontology annotation, biological process: chromatin remodeling. The record is from RefSeq and is a predicted model, not a curated record.